GGACAUUUUACAGUUUUCCGCUUUGCAUUGCAGCUUUUCUCUUUUGCAUUAAAAUGCCGGAACCAGCCAAGUCCGCGCCCGCCCCGAAGAAGGGCUCCAAGAAGGCGGUGACCAAGGCGCAGAAGAAGGACGGCAAGAAGCGCAAGCGCAGCCGCAAGGAGAGCUACUCGGUGUACGUGUACAAGGUGCUCAAGCAGGUGCACCCCGACACCGGCAUCUCGUCCAAGGCCAUGGGCAUCAUGAACUCGUUCGUCAACGACAUCUUCGAGCGCAUCGCGGGCGAGGCGUCGCGCCUGGCGCAUUACAACAAGCGCUCGACCAUCACGUCCCGCGAGAUCCAGACGGCCGUGCGCCUGCUGCUGCCCGGCGAGCUGGCCAAGCACGCCGUGUCCGAGGGCACCAAGGCCGUCACCAAGUACACCAGCUCCAAGUAGACGCGCGCGCACGCGGCCCGACUUCUGACCCAAAGGCUCUUUUCAGAGCCACCCACUUUUCAGCAUAAGAGUUGUAAGGACUUCACUGGCCACUCUGACUGCUAAACAGGAUGCCAUACUGGUAUCGUUUUGAUUAUUUUUAUAAAAGUGUCUUGAUGUCUUGUUCUUGCAACGGGAAGCACACUAGGACAGACGUUUGGUUAAAAACAAGAGGGGUAUUAACUGGCUUAGUUGUAGACUUUUAAUUUCUUCCUUUGGGUACUUGGGCUACAAAGGUGGCUAAAGCGCUGACAUGCUGUCUCAAGUGCUGGGAAUUCCUGUGUCUUACACAUCCUUGCAUGGAAAGGGAAGAGGACUUAGGUUGUUUAAUAAAACUUCGUGGUCAGGGAAAGAGCUUCAUCCUAGUCCCAGUGGGUGUGUUUGCUUAAAGCAACAUAACUUCCCAAAACAACGUGCAGGAUGGUUAACGAGCAUGAAAGUUGAAAAGGGUUUCAUUGGCUCCAGGUUAGUUCACGAAUUCCCUGAAAGUGUUUGCAAUAGUGCAUGUACCUACGUGGUCUUCCCCUGCCCCAUCCCCCACCCUGACCAGAAAGGGAACUGACUGUGGCUUUGUUUCUAAUCCUAAACGUGCUGUAAUGCAGGGUGCCAGGCAGAAUGUGCCGCCUGGUGUAUCCACCUCCUACGCGUUGGAUUCUGUGAUGGGUUAGGCUACCUGACAAAGGCCCUGCCGCUGCAGCUGAAACAGGUAGCCGCGAAUUCCCUGUAAUUUAAAAUGAGAUGCUCCAGGUGACCCCAGUGAGGCAUUCAGAGUGCUGAACUAGUCAGGUGGCAGCCGGAGGAGGAUUUGCCCAGAGACCUGCUUUGGAAAUAAAGAGCUCAGCGGGGAGGGAGCCCUCCAAGAGCUGGAAUGGGGAGCAAACAGUGUCCUUUGCACCCCACAAGGGAACGCAGCCCCCCGGAAACCUUGGUUUUAGCUCAAGGACACCCAGGAGCAAAUGCUGAUCUACACAACUAUAAAGUUUUAAGUGUGUAUUUCACCAAGAUUGUGAUAAUUCAUUGACCGACAAUAGAAAAUGAAUGCCCUUACAUACAUUUAGAAUGUAUUGCCUAAUGUGUUCAGUGAUGUCUUUAAGAUUAUAAAUUUAUACCUGUAACUAUUAUAAAAAUCAAUAUAGAUGCCUGUAAACUUUAUAAAUAUUUCAGGCGCUCA
This is a messenger RNA of Myotis myotis, 1644 nucleotides long. Its product is annotated as histone H2B type 1-C/E/F/G/I. Gene Ontology annotation, cellular component: nucleosome. The transcript has a single exon. NCBI's taxonomy places the organism in Eukaryota, Metazoa, Chordata, Mammalia, Chiroptera, Vespertilionidae. Bases 54 to 434 code for a protein of 126 amino acids. Gene Ontology annotation, molecular function: structural constituent of chromatin; DNA binding; protein heterodimerization activity. The record is from RefSeq and is a predicted model, not a curated record.